Lethenteron reissneri (Far Eastern brook lamprey) is the source of this 1345-nucleotide messenger RNA. RefSeq names its product regulator of G-protein signaling 7-like. Gene Ontology annotation, molecular function: GTPase activator activity. Gene Ontology annotation, biological process: intracellular signal transduction; positive regulation of GTPase activity; regulation of G protein-coupled receptor signaling pathway. Gene Ontology annotation, cellular component: neuron projection; cytoplasm. The record is from RefSeq and is a predicted model, not a curated record. Lineage: Eukaryota; Metazoa; Chordata; Hyperoartia; Petromyzontiformes; Petromyzontidae.
CACACACACCACACACACCACACACACACACCACACACACACCACACACACCACACACACCUCACGCACCUUGACACAGCCCACACUGACGCAUGCAAAUCAACAUCACACCGUGACGGAUGGAGCGCGUGGAGUCUGCACCACCAUCACCACCACCAUCGUCAGUACCACCACCGUCACCACCAUCGUCACCACCACCACCACCACAGUCAGCAUCAGCAUCUCCGUGUCCCCACGCCUCUUAAUUAACGACAUCGUCCCAUUCUGAAGUUGGGAUCCUAGCUGGAAUCGGGGGGUGAGGUGGGGGGGGGGGAGAUCGGGUGGUCCGAAUUUGGCGUCAAGGAUCCCCGCCUGGGACGUGGCUGAGAAGGAGAGUGACGGAGCCGAGCACGGAGCGGCCGCGACCUGCGCGUGGUGGUGGUGGUGACGGUGGUGAGGGUGGUGGUGGUGGUGACGGUGGUGAGGGUGGUGGUGGUGGUGACGGUGGUGAGGGUGGUGGUGACGAGCCAUGGCCCAAGGGAAACGCGGCGCCAGCUCAGCCGACGAGACCCCCAACACCAUCGUGUACAGGAAGAUGGAGGAGGUGGUGAGGAAGAUGCAGGACGAGACGAGCGGAGUUCCCAUCCGCACGGUCAAGAGCUUCCUCUCCAAGAUCCCCAGCGUCGUCACCGGUGCGGACAUCGUCCAGUGGCUCAUGAGAAACCUCAUCAUUGACGACCCAGCGGAGGCGCUGCAUCUGGGCACGCUCGUGUCUGCUCACGGAUAUUUCUUCCCGAUCUCGGACCACGUGCUCACCCUGAAAGACGACAACACCUUCUACCGGUUCCAGACGCCCUACUUCUGGCCCUCCAACUGCUGGGAGCCGGAAAACAUCGACUACGCCGUGUACCUGUGCAAGAGGGCGAUGCAGAACAAGGCUCGCCUGGAGCUGGCCGACUACGAAGCCGAGAGUUUGGCGCGAUUGCAGAGGGCCUUCGCUCGCAAGUGGGAGUUCAUAUUCAUGCAGGCCGAAGCACAGGCCAACGCCGCUCCGUGCCCCGGCGGGGAUCAGCCGGAAGGGCUGCGGUGGUUUUUCACCGCCGGGCAAAUCACGCCCCGCACGCCACUCACGAGUCGCGCCGGCCUCACCCCUCGUGCUUUCCUCGCCCCGCGGCUCAGCAACCUGCGGCUCCGGAGCCGCGUGCGGCUCUCUAAGGGACCGCCUCACGCUCCCCCGUGUCGCACGGCCGCUCGCCUCGGGCGAGGACAGAAGAUGGGCGACGGCUACUCGCGGGCGACGGUCACGUGCGAGCUACGAUGGUGCAACUGCACCGGGCCCCACGGGCUGGAGGAGCCCAUGGGUUAG